This is a messenger RNA of Trichomonas vaginalis G3, 240 nucleotides long. RefSeq names its product protein of unknown function, DUF4106 family. Bases 1 to 240 code for a protein of 79 amino acids. Lineage: Eukaryota; Parabasalia; Trichomonadida; Trichomonadidae. The record is from RefSeq and is a predicted model, not a curated record. The transcript has a single exon.
AUGGACAUAGACACAGGCAUGCACCAAAACCAACACAACAACCAACAGUUCAAAACCCUGCACAACAACCACAACCAAAACCAGCACAACAACCAACAGUUCAAAACCCUGCACAACAACCAGCACAACAACCACCUCCACAACCAGCACAACAACCACCUCCACAACCAGCACAACAACAACCACAAACAGAGCAAGGACAUAAAAGAAGUAGAGAACAAGGAAACCAAGAAUUCUUAA